AUGCUUACGACUAAACAAGUAUUUUUUUUUGUUUUAUGUUUAGGUGCAUUCUUAAUUCCAUAUGGCAUAGCUCUAGUAUUGGAAGGAAUACCUUUAUUCCACUUAGAACUUGCAAUUGGACAACGUUUAAGGAGAGGAAGUAUUGGAGCAUGGAAUGCAAUUUCACCAUACCUUGGAGGCGUUGGUAUUGCUUCAUUGCUUGUUUCCUUUCUGGUGGGAGUGUAUUAUAAUACUAUUAUAGCAUGGAUUCUAUGGUAUUUCUUCAAUUCGUUUCAAAAUCCACUUCCAUGGAGUUACUGCCCUGCAACAGAUUACAAUAAUACAGGUAGUGCUUAUGAGGAGUGUAGUAGAAGUAGCACAGUUAACUACUAUUGGUACAGAAAGACAUUAAAUAUAACCACAACUAUCAAUGACAAUGGAGAUUUACAAUGGUGGAUGGCGAUUUCUCUAGCAACAGCAUGGGCCGCUGUAUAUCUGUGCACUAUAAGAGGGAUUCAAUCUACAGGAAAGGCAGUUUACAUUACUGCGACUUUCCCUUACAUUGUUCUAACCAUAUUUCUCAUUCGCGGUUUCACAUGCCUGGUGCAAUUGAUGGACUGA
This is a messenger RNA of Staurois parvus, 600 nucleotides long. The record is from the annotation of a GenBank genome assembly. Lineage: Eukaryota; Metazoa; Chordata; Amphibia; Anura; Ranidae.